This is a messenger RNA of Pararge aegeria (speckled wood butterfly), 1005 nucleotides long. RefSeq lists its product as uncharacterized. The record is from RefSeq and is a predicted model, not a curated record. Gene Ontology annotation, molecular function: RNA polymerase II cis-regulatory region sequence-specific DNA binding; DNA-binding transcription factor activity, RNA polymerase II-specific. Gene Ontology annotation, biological process: regulation of transcription by RNA polymerase II. The transcript has 5 exons. Bases 1 to 1005 code for a protein of 334 amino acids. NCBI's taxonomy places the organism in Eukaryota, Metazoa, Arthropoda, Insecta, Lepidoptera, Nymphalidae.
AUGCUAGUUAUCUCUAUACAAAAUUUCCCCAAGAUUAACUAUGAUCUGUGCUACAUUACAGCUCGAGAUCGUUUUCCAUCGACAUCUUCAACUGAGGAAAACGAAAUUAUCCACAACUGGGAGAAUGAUGUGCGUCCAGUGAACGUACUGCAACCCCGGCUGCCACCGCCCCAGACCAUAAUCGUCGGCUCGGUGAGGAAGCGCCGCGGCAACCUCCCGAAGAGCUCCGUGAGGAUUCUCAAGAGAUGGCUCUACGAUCACCGGUAUAACGCCUACCCGAGCGAUGCUGAGAAGUUAGCAUUGAGCCAGGAAGCUAACUUGACAGUUUUACAGGUGUGCAACUGGUUUAUUAACGCGCGCCGUCGCAUUCUUCCCGAAAUGAUUCGUCGAGAGGGCCACGACCCUCUGCGAUACACAAUCUCGCGUCGCGGGCGCAAACAACCCGGCAUGGGCAUGGUCAACAUGGGCGUUGGGGUCAACAUGGGCAUGGUGAACUUGGGCAGUAUGGGCAUGAACAUGAACAUGGGCCUGGGACCUAUGGCCUCCACUUCCGGCAUGGGGAUAGUUCCCGGCAAUGUGAGCGUUGCUGGAUGGGAGCAUGUGGACGUUCAGACUGUCUCCGACCACGGCCCUGGGCACGACUACGGGGACGGUCUGCUGGUGUACCGCGAAGGCGACGAGCUUGGGGAAGCGGAGGAGGGGUACUCCAGCGCACUCAGCGAGGAGGAGGUCAAAUACGACCCCUCGGUGUGGCAGUCGGUCAUUCGCUACGGCCCCGACCAGGACUUCCAUUCAGAACAUAGAGGCGCAACAGUGGUAACAAUGACAGAGGACGGGGGUGAGAUCGUAACAGGAGACGUGGGUGGCUGGCAGCCACAUUUAACUCAAUUGACAGCUCACCAGCAGGUGAGUGACCCUCCUCCGACGCCUCAGCCGUCGGUAGCAGUGGCCCUUCCGCCGGUGGGCGUCGAACUUGAAGUCGCCACCACUGACAUGUGGUCUUAG